Nerophis ophidion (straightnose pipefish) is the source of this 6372-nucleotide messenger RNA. It is a transcript of the gene stau1, whose product is annotated as staufen double-stranded RNA binding protein 1. The record is from RefSeq and is a predicted model, not a curated record. NCBI's taxonomy places the organism in Eukaryota, Metazoa, Chordata, Actinopteri, Syngnathiformes, Syngnathidae. Bases 294 to 2462 code for a protein of 722 amino acids. The transcript has 14 exons.
UUGCACUGACGUCACUUCCGUUUAGCUGAAUGAAGCCGGGGCCAUUCUCUUUAGUGUUUGCCCUGUCCCCCCCAUCUCUACCUCCCCAACGCCGCAUUUUGAUUUAAAAACAACAUAAAUGCAACCUUGAAACUACCAUUCACAAACCCAACCGACACAAAGCCGAUGUGUCCUAUGGAAUAGCUACAAAAACUGACCGAAGGAAAAAAGCAGUCAAGACUUCACUGCCAUUGCUCCUUUCACGUCACAAAGUUGUGAUCAAAGCCGUCAGUGAUUAGGUCAGAGCGGCGAGAAUGUCUCAGCUCCAGUGUCCGGCCAGUCCCAUGCCCGCCGCCCCUCCCGCGCUGCAGGUGGGCCAGCCUCAGCCGGGCUACAGCAUUCCCUGUGCCACCAGCACACUGGCAUCAGAGAGCGCUAGCCAGCCCGUCAGGAGCUCCGCUCUUCCUGCGGGCUCAGCCACGCCCUACAGUACCAUCACAGUAUCUAACAUGGCAAACCCCAAAGAGAAGACCCCCAUGUGUUUGGUGAAUGAGUUAGCCCGUUUCAACAAGCUCCAGCCUGAAUAUAAGCUACUGAGUGAGCAAGGACCAGCUCACUCCAAAAUCUUCUCAGUGAGGCUCACACUGGGAGAGCAGCACUGGGAUGCAGAGGGGACCAGCAUCAAGAAAGCCCAGCAUUCCGCUGCUGAAUCUGCCCUGGCUGAGACCGUCCUUCCCAAGCCCACCAUAAGGACCCCACGUCACACAGGCAAGAACCCAGGUGGGGGGCCGCCCAUCGCACUCCUAAUACUCUCGUUAAGUUAUUGCCGUUGUGUGCUUAUUUGCGAACUGCUGUGCUGUCUUCCAGUUGAUGGCCUGAUGCAAAUCAUGGAGUUAAACGCAUUAUGUUCCAAACUAAGUAAAAAGCCUAUAUAUAAACCUUUGGACCCCUACCCGGGGAUGAGACCACCAAACAUGAAUUACGGCGGCCGUAUUCCGCCACCUUAUCAGCGCUCUAUGCAACAAUACUACUAUCCGUUUGCCCCCAUGGGACCAAUGAUGUACCACACGGAACUUUGCAUCGGAGGCCAGCAGUUUUUAGGGAAAGGACGCACAAGGCAGCUCGCCAAGCAGGACGCCGCCGUCAGAGCCCUGAAAGUGCUGCAGAAGGAGCCAAUAUUGCAGCAAUUACCAGUGAUGAACGGCGAACCCGAGGAAGAGAACCUCAACAAGUCGGAAAUCAGCCAAGUGUUUGAAAUUGCACUGAAACGCAACUUAGCUGUAAACUUUGAGGUGUUGAAAGAAGACGGUCCCCCGCAUCUGAAGAGCUUUGUUGUGCGCGUCACAGCGGGAGAGUUCUCCGGAGAGGGGGAAGGAAAGAGUAAAAAGAUUGCCAAGAAGUUGGCUGCUGGUGCCGUGCUGAGGGACUUGAAGAGGCUACCUCAUAUACCGAGCGUGGAGAAGACGCUGCCACGCAUCAAGAAGAAAACUAAAUCCAUCAUAAAGCUGCAGACCAGUCCAGAAUACGGCCAGGGAAUGAAUCCCAUCAGCCGCCUGGCUCAGAUCCAGCAGGCCAAGAAGGAGAAGGAGCCCGAGUACAGCAUGGUGACGGAGAGAGGCCUGCCGCGCCGUCGGGAGUUUGUCAUGCAGGUGUCCGUGUGUGGCCAGGCUGCAGAGGGCAUGGGGCCCAGCAAGAAGGUGGCCAAAAGGAACGCGGCGGAGAAAAUGUUGGAGCUUCUAGGAUAUAAAGUGCCUCAACCCCAACCUCCCAAGCCAGCACUUAAAACUGAAGAGAGGACCCCAGUAAAAAAGCCAGGUGAUGGACGCAAAGUGACCUUCUUUGAACCAAGCUCUGUAGAGGAUGUCCCACUGGGGUCCAAAGAGGAAGAGUUCCGCCUGCCUUACUUGAGCCACCAGCAGCUGCCGGCUGGCAUCUUGCCCAUGGUGCCCGAGGUGGCUCAAGCGGUCGGCGCUUGCCAAGGCAGCCUAGCUAAGGACUUCAGUCAAGCAACAGCCAACCCCGGCAAGGCCAUCGUCACUGCCGCCAUUGCCAGAGAGCUGCUGUAUGCAGGAACAUCCCAGACUGCAGAGACCAUCCUAAAGAAUACCAAUACCCUGACCCAGCCGCCGCUUGGGCCCCUCACUAGGCCCUCAGAACAACUGGGCUACCUUGCGUCAGUGCAGGGCCUGCAGGUGGAAUACAAAGAUUUCCCCAAAAACAAUAAGAACGAGUUUGUGUCACUGAUUAACUGCUCCUCCCAGCCACCGCUCAUCAGCCACGGAAUGGGAAAAGAUGUAGAAUCCUGUCAUGAUACGGCUGCACUGAAUAUCCUGAAAAUGCUCUCUGAGUUGGACCAGCAGUCAAUUGAGCGAACAGGAAAUGGACCAGCUUCUGGAUGUGCCAAGCAGGAGAUGGAGGGCGACCCGCACCUCAAACAGGCUAACUCAAGCACACUGGCCCCGCCCCUGGACGACAGCGUUUAGAGCGUCAGGUUGGCUUGACUGAAAACUUCAAGACACUGUUCUUUGUUGCUUUUAAAAUGGCCGCUGUACGCACCAUCACGUACAUCGUUAUUCACACUUAAACAAGAUCGAUGGAACACUGACUUCCCUCUUUUGAUGUUUUUUAAUUGUACACGUGAUUCUUCUGUAGCUGCAUCCUAGCCACAGUUUGAGGCUUUUACUUAGAAGGAAAUGAAGUGAAGCGAUGAACUGUGAAUUAUGUUUGCUCUGAGUCGUAUUGUUUUUAAGUAUUUUGUGUGCUAUUAAAUCAAUCAGUGAUGACCUUAUCCCUGUCUAGCAUGCAGCUGCUCAACUCCUGAUUUCAUUUAACGACGACACGUUACCGACAUGACUGGGAGGAGUGUGUUACUGACUUGUGUGUGACUGUCACUUACAUUUGUGUGAAACUUUGUGUUACGGACGUGUGUGGUAACCGUCUGUUACUUACGUGUGUGUGACUGUUACUUACAUUUGUGUGUAACUUUGUUACUGAUUUGUGUGUGACUGUCACUUACAUUUGUGUGAAACUUUGUGUUACAGACGUGUGUGGUAACCGUGUGUUACUAACGAGUGUGUGACUGUCACAUUUGUGUGUAACUUUGUUACUGACUUGUGUGUGACUGUGUGUGACUUACGUGUGUUGUUACUGGGAGGAAUGUGUUACUGUGUGUUACUGACAUGUUUGUCACUGUGUGUUGACUGACGUGUCCAGUAGGGUUGCCAGCCACCCCUUGAAAAACGUAAUCCUUCCGUAUUUAGAAACAAAAUAAUUGGUUCAAUAUCGAGCUGUCAAAGGACGCACUUUGUCCUAUAUUUGUUUUUUUCCGUUAAAAUUAAAAAUUGUCUGUAAAAUAUCAGUACCUUCUUUCGGCUGGCAAUAGGUUUCACAGUCUGCUUCAGACUAAGGCAGUGGAUGCCAGUGUGACUUAUCGCUUACCAAACUCCUUGCCGCUUGACAUUUCUGGCAUCUAUUCUUUUUGCCUUGGCUGCUGUCACUGCCUCACAGGGCGGCAGCUAGCUCAUUAGAAUUAUCUGCCUAGAUUCUGGUAAUCACACUCCAAAUUUUACUUUAUGCCACAAGGAAAUGUUUUCUUUAAAAAAAAAAAAGGAACAAUUGGGGAAAUUCAAAGAUUGUAGAUCGAGGAAGCUACGCCUAUCACAAUAAUGAAGUACAUGCUAACAGUAGUCCUUUAACAAUGCUGCUCUUUUAUUUUUAGUAUAACAAUGUCCUGUUAUCAAAACUGGUUUUAUAUCUUAAGUUGUUGAACAUAAACAUGAUGUGUCCAGCUUUAUGAUAGUGACACUCCCAGGAGUCUUAACAGGUAACUGGUAAUAUGGUAACUCAUCAAAGCGUCAAAUAAUAUUUGCUUCAUAAGUCUAAGUGUUCAAUUCUGACAUUAUGCUUUUAAUUUUGUUGCUUAUAGACAAUAACCACACUGAGUGGAGAUCGCCUUCAUAAAGAAAGCACAAUUAAAAUGUUGCCAGUUUUUGCUUUUUUUUUUGUCAAAGUUCCCAUAGUAGUGAACGUUGGAGUCCUGCUCUAUCAUAAAGCUGCACACUGAAUUUAUACUGUUUUGAGUUGAGCCGGACAGAUGUCUGUUAAAGAGACAUGUUUGUUUUUAUUCUGUUAAGUUAAGCGGGAACUAUUUCUAUUUUAGACGUAAAAAAAAUUUUAUCCUGUUAAUUUCGUUAUUUUGUACAACAAAUUAACUAUUGAACAAUUUGUUUCCCAUGUAUUCGUAUCAAUCCCUAACCUGCACAUCUAAAUACAUUCUGCCUGCAGUCACAUAGUAUAAAAGUGUGUGUAGAUUGUCAGUCAUUAAGGCAUUUGUAAUUCUGAAAGGGUGAAUGAAUGCAACUCUGAAACGUAUUUAACAAGUCCAGUUGCCCCCAUUCAAGCUUUAUGGAUAUACAAACUCCUUUCUCACAAAUAAAAAGGGCCAAAAGAAUUUAGGUCGACCAGCCCCGUAAGAUGUACUUUUUUUUUCCAGGUAGUUGGCAGCCCUUUGUCUGUGUGUAACUGACGUGUGUGUGUCUGUGUGUUACUGACAAGUGGAGGGAUGGGAAUUAGUAAUUGAGUUUUCCACUUCUGAUUCCACUUGCAAUCAUGCUUUCAAUUCUGAUAAAUUUCUUUUUCGGUUCUCUUAUCGAUUCCUUUUUGGAAAAAGAUGGGUUACGAUCAAUUUUGUUUAGUGUAGUGGUAACAUGACCCUACAAAGCCAAACGGUGAAGUCUAGAGAGCCAUAUUAUCAUACAUACAUACAUACAUUAAAUAACAUUUUGAAAAUAUAAGAAAUAAAUAUUCUUCUGUAUAAUUUAGUAAAGUAAAACAUGGAAAUUACACAAGAAUGUAAUUUAGUAACGUGAUAUUAACUAAUUACAUGCAAAGUGAGAAACGUUGAGCCUUUAUUAUAAUUGUGAUGAUUAUGGCUUACAAUUUAUGAAAACCUUCAUCUGAAAAUCUCAAAAUAUAUGUGCUUUCAAAAUCUGUAAGCCAUGAUAAUCAAAAUGACAACAAAGGCUUGACAUAUCUCACUUUGCAUGUAAUGAGUUAAUAUCACAUAUGUGUCUAACAUUUGAAGUAGAAUUGCUCACUUGAAUGGACUUUUACAAGAUAUUCUAAUUUUGGAAUAGAAAUACGGAGUUCCUGCAGUCCUGGGUUCAAAUCCAGGCUCGGGAUAUUUCUGUGUGGAGUUUGCAUGUUCUCCCCGUGAAUGCGUCAGUUCCCUCCGGGUACUCCUGCUUCCUCCCACCUCCAAAGACAUGCACCUGGGGAUAGGUUGAUUGGCAACACUAAAUUGGCCCUAGUGUUUGAAUAUGAGUGUGAAUGUUGUCUGUCUAUCUGUGUUGGCCCUGCGAUGAGGGAGCGACUUGUCCAGGGUGUACCCCGCCUUCCGCCCGAUUGUAGCUGAGAUAGGCGCCAGCGCCCCCGCGACCCCGAAAGGGAAUAAGCGGUAGGAAAUGGAUGGAUGGACGGUGGGAGGAAAACAUGGAACUUUCCUCUGAGUACAAUUGGACAUUCAUCGACCAAAAAUUAGGAGUGUCUACUUUUACUACAAUUGUGUGUACAAACUUUUUACCACAAACUUAGUCACUGCUCUGUGCAGCCAGUACUCCUCGCCGCAGAGCCAAUCACAAUCUGUUUCUCGUCAUGCUCAUGUGAAUCAGAAAGCACUCGUUUCAAUGUAACAAAUAAUAGCGCUAACAUGAUAGGCGUUGUCAGUACCUGUUGUAUUCAGAUGGCAUGCUAGCCUUACUGCUUUUGGGGUGAGAUCGGAGCGGUUCAAAAACGCAACAUUAAUUUUAUAGUUGGAGCAUGCGGUGCUCAACUGUUUCAGUAUAUUGCUCGUAUGUCCUUCUCUUAAUGAAGUUCCAGCUUUGCAAUUAUUACAUGUAGCGUUGUUCCGAUAGUUUGUUGUAAAUUAUAGCCAAACUUUGGAGUAUGUCCACGGCCUGGUCACCAUGUUGCUGUCUGAUGUCUCUACGCACUUUGCGUAAUGUCGUUCCCGCCCACAGGAAUCCUUCAGAGAAUUGUUUGAAAAAAUGGCAAGCGAUUCCACGGAAUUGAUACACUGGAAAUCAGUUCUGAACAAGAACUAGUUUUUGAUUCCCAUCCCUAGACGUGUGUGUAACUGUUACAUGUGUAGUGUAACAUAAAAAGUGUGAUACUGACAUUUGUGUGGUAACUGUUUCUGACGUGUGUGUUACUGACACGUGUUGUAACUCUUACGUGUGUGACUGUAUGUUGAUGACGUGUGUUACUUACAUGUGUGUAACUGUGUUACUGACACGUGUGUUGUAACGUGAGUUGUUUCACCUUUCUUCCUUCAUGUCGGCCUCUUGUCUUGGACUGAUCCUCGUGGUAAUUAAACCUGCGUGCUGUACAAACCAA